AGGAAGUUCGGGCCUGUCGCUGUCAAAACAGAGGAGCGGAGCUAAACGUGUGAAGGGGGUGAAGCCGGGGGAGACAUUGAGGAAGUGUGAAGGGUUCAUCCUCUGGAGAGCAGCACAGCUUUUGGCUCUGGCUGUGUUUGCUUAAAGGAUGAAAACAUGAGUGUGAACAUUUGGCUGAUGUGGGUCAGAUCAGAAAACGCUCACUGGUGGUUUUGGAACCUGGUUUUAGACGACAUGUGACCUCGUUCAUUUCAUCCUCCUGUGCUCUGUUUCUGCUCCGUGAGCCUCCUCCUCCUCCUCCUCCCCCUUCAUUAACGCAGAGCCUUGCUCUCAGAGGAUUAUACUCAGCGGCGUUUUCUCUCCACUCGGCUCGCAUUCGUCUGACUCCUCUGUCAUUUGAGGACUUGAUUGAGGACCAUGGGCCUGCUGGACAUCAUCUCCUCCAUCAAAGACCGAGCUGAAAAGUUUCUGAACGAGAAAAAUGUGGUGACAGAUUUUCUGGGGAAGGUGGAGGAGAAAACAGGGAUAAAGAAGAAGAUCAUUGCAGUGGGUGCCGUCUCAUUGACUGGACUCUACCUGGUGUAUGGAUAUGGUGCCGCCCUCCUCUGCAACCUGAUUGGUUUCGUCUAUCCAGCUUAUUAUUCAAUCAAAGCCAUCGAAAGUCCAAGCAAGGAAGACGACACAAAAUGGCUGACGUACUGGGUGGUGUAUGGUGUCUUCAGCUUGGGAGAGUUCUUCUCCGAUAUUUUCCUCUACUGGUUUCCAUUUUACUAUGCUUUUAAGUGCCUCUUCCUGUUGUGGUGCAUGGCCCCGAUGUCAUGGAACGGCUCCCAAAUCAUCUAUAACAAAGUGGUUCGGCCGGUCUUCCUCCGCCACGAGGCCACGGUGGACAACAUGGUGAGCGACCUCAGCGGGAAGGCCAUGAGCGCCGCUGAGAACCUCACCAGAGAAGUCCUGUCCACUCUGGUGAAGAACAAAGCUCUGGUGACUCCGGUGCCGCCGGUCUCUCAGUCUGAAGCUAAAAGUUUACCAAGUUCAUCGACAGAAACAUCAGCAGCUAAAGGAGCUCCAUCACAGCUGAGUGAAGAACGGCCGUCCUUCAGGUAGCAGCAGAGGAAAAAGAGGAGACUCAGUGAGGAACCAUCAUCAAUCCUGACGGAUCCCAAUAAGAAAAAUACCUCCUGUCGAAGAAACUUUUCCUUUUUAUAUCAGAUAUGUUAUAUUUCUAUACCAGUCUAUAACAGGAGUGACAGAAAACUCUGCACACAUUGUUUCUUAUUGUUGUUUUCAGUUUAUUUAUUUGUUUAUUUAUACCUAUGGAUGUAUUUUUAGAUAAGAAGCACCAGGGACCAGUCUGGACUGGACUGACUAACUUGUUCAGCAGGGUGCAGAUUCUCCAUCUCAUAUGUUGCUGUUAUUUAUGUAAUUUAUUUUUUUUUUGU
Toxotes jaculatrix (banded archerfish) is the source of this 1442-nucleotide messenger RNA. RefSeq names its product receptor accessory protein 6 (gene reep6). The record is from RefSeq and is a predicted model, not a curated record. Lineage: Eukaryota; Metazoa; Chordata; Actinopteri; Toxotidae. The transcript is spliced from 7 exons. The coding region runs from base 418 to 1107 and encodes 229 amino acids.